AUGGUGAUUAAUGGAGAUUAUAUUGAUGAUGAUGAUGGUGAUGAUGGUGAUGAUGAUGGUGAUGAUGAUGAGCAUGCAGGAUGUUACAACGUGGAAACCAACGGAUCGGACUACAUGGGCUUAGCAAGAUUCACAGAAAAUGGAUACAGUUGUUUGACUUGGUCAGACGUAGACCAUGGAUUCAACGAAACAGAAAUAGAAUUAAAGGGAAAUGUUUGUCGAAAUCCCGAUGGAAGUGAGAGACCUUGGUGUUUCUACACCGACCAGAACUACAACAUUGCAAGGGACUACUGCCCAGUGCCUGCAUGUGCAACGGCUGUCCUAUCUGGCUUUACAAGAAUACCAGAUACAUAUCCUCUGAAUCCCAUGACAAUGACGUCAUACCAUAACCUCGGUCUUCUUGUCCCGGAUGUAGAGGAGAAAUGUGCGCAGAUAUGCAUCGAAGAAGAAAACUUUGAAUGUCGAAGCUUCUUUGUCGGACCAAGUGGCUUUUGUCUUGUUUCCGGAGCGGGCGCCAUUCAUGAUGGAGAGCAGGUAGAACAUUUGAAGGAUUCGGGCGGUGAUCUCUUCUACCGAAAAUCUACUCGAUGCAAUGAAGUAAUUCCACACAAAUAUCCAGACCACUGCAUGUUGCCCCUCGGUCUAGAAGGAAGAUGGAUCGAGGAUGGACAGAUCAGUGUUACCAGCGCCAUAGAUGAACUUCAUGGGGCCACCAAUGUCAGACUCAAUAGUCCUCAUUCGUGGAUACCAGAUGCAACCGAUCAUCAACCAGCAAUUACUAUAACUUUCUACGAGAGAACUAUAGUCUCUGGAAUUGUCCUCCAGACCGGAAGUCACAUUGGACACAGUGAAAGCCCGGUGUCCAACUUUACAAUUGACUUCGACCCUCGUCCAGAUUAUGCGAGCGAUCCUCAAAUACCGUACACGGGUGAAGAUACCUAUCCUAAGGUAUUACCAGGGAUAUAUUACAGUGACUGUCCCCAGCCUGUGUUCCUGGACCCACCGGUCUGGACGUAUGGCCUUCGAAUAAAACCUCUGUCUAGCUCAACCGAGCCAUUCAGUCUCAGACUAGAAAUACUUGGAUGCCAGGAUAAUGAUUGCGAUAGCGAAUUUGGAUUUAUGCGAGGGGAGGUCGAUGGAGUAUGGGUGCUCGAUUUAGAUGAUACUGGGGACUCAGAGUUUCAACUUGCCGCAUUACGAGCAUUUGAAUACCAAGGUCCCGGAUGGAUCCCCGGGUCACCCGAAGCCUGGGUUCAAAUGGCCGUCAGUGAGCCAUUUCAACUGUCCGCCAUGAUUUUUCGAAAGUGCGUUGACCCCGACUCCAGGAUUGAUGCAUUUCGCCUCUGGUUCGGCACACAUGAGAUGAUUGAAGCUGGUUACCUAAACUUGACAGAGACCUUUUAUGUCGACUAUCAAAACACCAGUCUUGCAAGGGUGAAUUUUCCUGAACCCUUCGAGUUGCUGGUAUUGGCGCGCUUUUACCCUGUGAAUACUUCUUCAGUUACCUGUGUAAGACUCGAACUUGUUGGGUGCAACUUUUCAAGGUGCAAUAAACGGCUUGGUAUGGAGUCGAGAGAAAUACAGAGAAGUCAACUUACUUGUAAAGGAUGUAAUGAAACAACCAUAAAUCAAUCCCGUCUUCAUCACUUUGACUCCACAGGAUUUACUGGUUGUGUUUUACCGACGACGGAAGUCCAUGAUAUAUGGUUCCAAAUUGCUUUCAAAGAUGUCCACGUUUUCCAUGCGAUGAUGAGUCAAGGGGGUUUUGUAGAAGGAAGGAGGACAUUCAUCGCAAGACUCAAGGUGGAGUAUAAACUGCUCGACCAAGACAAUUGGAGGGAGUACAAGAACGUCAUGGGAGAAACAAUGUACUUCGAGAACGCACGUGACCCAUAUACCGUGUCUACUCAUCAUUUUGAAAGGGCCUUCUUCACCCGAACUGUCCGGGUCUCACCCGACUCCGAUAUGACCAAACCAGAUGUUCUGCGACUGGAGCUUGUGGGCUGUCGUUUAGAUUAUGCUGCUAAGGUAUGUGGCGAUUGGGAGUUUGUACAUGAGGGAUUUUGCUAUGGUGUCGUUGAUGAGGAAGGCCCUAUGGCCUGCGAUAAGAUUUUCAUCCCUGGCAGCCACCCGGCAAACAUCAAAUCAUCAUCAAUUCAGACCUUUAUCACCAGUAAAAGUGAAACACUGCUUCACGAUAAAGCUGACCGUUUCGUCAUCGGAUUAAAAAGGGAAGUCGGUGAAGAGUUUAAAUGGACCGACGGGACACCUCUUGAUUAUUCCAAUCUUGUUCCAACUACGUCGGUAUGGAACCAAAGGAACAAAAUGUGUGUGUACAUGGAUGCCUAUGACUGUUUCCAAUGGAAGACUUACGAUUGUAACCCACAGAGGAGAGCCGUCAUCUGCCAGUAUGACAUAAAUGAAUGCCUAGGUUCACACCAUGGAUGCUCUUAUCAGUGUCGAAACACACCAGGUAGUUAUUACUGCUUAUGUCAGCCUGGAUUCAGAAGAGAUGCUGGGAAUAAUUGCAUAGAUAUGUGUAGCACAACCAAUGCUACAGCAGUCAACCUAACCAGGAAUGCCGGCCUGUGUAUCGGUCAUACUAUCGGUGAAAACUCAAGUUGGAAUGAAGCAAACCAACGAUGCCGCAUGCUGAACAAACACCUUCUGGGGGACCGAAUGGUCAUCGGACAUGCAUUGGUAAAAAUUAUCGCAUGA
This is a messenger RNA of Lytechinus pictus (painted urchin), 2718 nucleotides long. RefSeq lists its product as uncharacterized. Gene Ontology annotation, molecular function: calcium ion binding; signaling receptor activity. The transcript is spliced from 20 exons. Gene Ontology annotation, cellular component: plasma membrane. The coding region runs from base 1 to 2718 and encodes 905 amino acids. NCBI's taxonomy places the organism in Eukaryota, Metazoa, Echinodermata, Echinoidea, Temnopleuroida, Toxopneustidae. The record is from RefSeq and is a predicted model, not a curated record.